Messenger RNA from Trematomus bernacchii (emerald rockcod), 4918 nucleotides. It is a transcript of the gene pias2, whose product is annotated as protein inhibitor of activated STAT, 2. The transcript has 15 exons. Bases 1 to 1710 code for a protein of 569 amino acids. Gene Ontology annotation, molecular function: SUMO ligase activity; zinc ion binding; transcription coregulator activity. NCBI's taxonomy places the organism in Eukaryota, Metazoa, Chordata, Actinopteri, Perciformes, Nototheniidae. Gene Ontology annotation, biological process: regulation of transcription by RNA polymerase II; protein sumoylation. The record is from RefSeq and is a predicted model, not a curated record.
AUGUCUUCCCCUGAUCUCAACUUUUGUGGGCGUCACCUGGAAGUAGUCACUCUGGGCGGGAUAACCGGAACAACAAGAUGGCGGAGAGUGAAGAGUUUCGGCAGGAGUCCUUCCUGUAGGAGAGACCUCAGCGUGUUGACAGGAGAAACAGCCGCGUGGGACCACACCAACAGCAGCAUGAACCUCCAGCAGCCGGCACCUCUCGUCCCCCCCGUUCACCCUGAUGUGCAAAUGAAGCCCCUCCCCUUCUAUGAUGUGCUGGACAUCCUCAUCAAGCCUUCGAGUCUAGGAGCGAGUCCUGCACAGAGGUACCACCAAGAGAAAUACUUCAUCUUUGCCCUGACACCACAACAAGUUCGUGAAGUGUGCAUAUCCAGGGAUUUUCUACCAGGGGGAAGACGAGACUAUAUGGUUCAGAUUCAACUGAGGUUUUGCUUAUCAGAGACGAGUUGCCCUCAAGAGGACAACUACCCAAACAGUCUUUGUAUAAAGGUCAAUGGGAAACUUUUCCCUCUGCCAGGUUAUGCACCACCACCAAAAAACGGUGUGGAACAGAAGAGACCGGGAAGACCUCUCAACAUCACCUCUCUUGUCCGCCUCUCCUCCGCCGUACCCAAUCAGAUUUCAGUGACAUGGGCACCUGAAAUUGGAAAAACGUACUCCAUGUCUGUGUACCUGGUGAGGCAGCUGACAUCCCCACUGCUCCUGCAGAGGCUGAGGAUGAAGGGCAUCAGAAACCCAGACCACUCCAGAGCACUGAUUAAAGAGAAGCUGACAGCAGAUCCAGACAGUGAGAUUGCUACAACGAGCCUUCGAGUCUCACUCAUGUGCCCGCUGGGUAAGAUGCGCCUGACGGUGCCGUGCCGGGCGGUGACCUGCUCCCACCUGCAGUGCUUUGACGCGGCCCUGUACCUACAGAUGAAUGAGAAGAAACCCACCUGGAUCUGUCCUGUGUGUGACAAGAAGGCUGCGUACGAGAAUCUCAUCAUCGACGGUCUAUUCCUGGAGAUCCUGAACGACUGCUCCGAUGUGGAUGAAAUCAAGUUCCAGGAGGACGGAACCUGGUGUCCCAUGAGACCCAAAAAAGAAGCCGUCAAAGUUCCCUCACAGUCGAUUUCAAAAGUGGACACGUCAGCUCCUUCGCGCCAGUCUGCAGUGGUCCCCCACUCCACUGAGCCCAGCACCACCAAGAAGGCAGAUGUGAUCGAUCUGACUCUGGAAAGCUCGUCCUCCUCUUCCUCUGAUGAAGAGGACUCGGACCCUCCCCUGAAGAAACGCUGCAUUUACAUUUCCAAGACUGAGGAGAUGCAUCCGAAGGGAGUGUUGACCUACCAGCCCACUGUGCGCGUGCCAAAUGUCCAGGCCCUGGACCCGUCCUACCUGAGCUCCACGCUGGCUGACUAUACAGUCCCCUUCCACCCCUCCACCCUGGCCUCCAUCCCCACUGACAUGCAGAGUCUGGAUCUGUUUUCCUUAAUCCAAGCAGAUCCUCAGCAUUAUCGGCCGCAGAUGUUCCUGGACAACCUGGCCAGCAGCAUGCAGAGUGCAGCCAGCACCUCCUCCGCCCUGGUGUCCUCCUCCAGCAGCCACUACGACACCAGCUCCCACGCUGCCAGCUCCCUCCACGAGACCCGGGUCAUCACUGGAGGAGGGGGGGGCGCCGGAGGGGGGGCUGACAGCGGCAUUUCAGAUAUCAUUUCACUAGACUGAGCCACGUCUCACUGGACCUCUCCAGGCCUGUUUUCUGUGGCCUUCUCAGUGUGCACUACGCGAACAUGCCAUGUAGAAUUUUCCACAGAAGCACCCAAAUUGGUAUACAUGAGCACUUUGAUGAUCUGAGCAUUUUAACGGUGUAAAAAACGGUAUCCAGGCAUGUUCCUUUUUGCCAUUGGGGUUCUUCAAAAGGGUUUUGCACACACGAUGAUACAUAAUUUGAUGGCCAAAGACAACAUUGUGAGUCAGUGUAUUGCCAUCUCUCUUGACCAAGUACUCAUCUCUUGGUAGCUGUGGUUCAGGAGGCAGUGAUCAACCCCCCCCCCCCGCCUGCAAACAACAAGAACUGUCAUCUGGCAAGAUAGUGAGCCCCAUAUUGCCAACGAUAGCAUGGCCAACAGUGUGUGAGUCUGUGUGCACGAAUAUUUAUCACUCCUGAUGAGCAGGUGGCACCUUGGAUGGCAGCCCUCUGCCUCUGUAUGAAUGUGUGUAAAUGGGUGCUGACGUGUUGUAAAAGCGCUUUGAGUGGUCCCAGAGACUGGAAGAUCCGUAUACAGCAGUGGAAGAAAUUAAGAAACCACUUCUCAAUCUCUACAUGUAUGGCAGCCGUUCCAGUCUAGUGUCCGUUGAAGUCCAACACAGAUAAAUGUGGUCAGUAGCUUAUAGAACAAAACAAAAACUCAAACACAUACCUAUAAAAAGUCAAACCAGAGGUAUUGAUAAUGCUGCAGUGGUAUCUUGUUUUUUUCCAGAGCUGUACAUGCAGUUCAUUUAUUAGACUUUAGGAAAUAUUCUCAUGUGCUCUUUAACCUCACAUGCUCACAUUUCAAACUGAAUGAUACAUUUGAUCAUGCAUCAUCAUUAUGAACUGAACAUCUAGUCUUUUGGCCAUCCUUAUUUUCUUAUUUAUGUGAAUAAAAGAUUUUUUUCCGGCAGAUUGAUAAAUAUCUGUAAUUAUUGGAUAUUUUUAGAACAUUGAAAUCUUCAUUUAUACCAAUUUGUUGACUUAGAAAAUACAUGAUGAAGUGAGCCUAUAGUGACCUGGUUGAUCUGCACUGUGCCUCAACAUGGAACAGAGGCGGGCCGGAUGGAAGGAGAGCUUGGACUCGUUGCUCAACUUGUUUCAAACAUCCAUGCUGGUGAAUGAAUUGUUAGAAGCAGGAUGAAAAAUACUUAUGGACUGCUGAACAGACUGCUGACUGUAAACAUAAAAGGCAGGUCGGUUAUUCAAAUGUUUUUUUUUAUCGGUUCUACCAGCUGUUACAGAGCAGCCUUCAACGUUAAAUUGUUCCUUUGUAAUUUAGUCAGAGCAAUAAUAAUUGAAUUAGCAUUAGGUAAACAAAGUUGUAAAUGUAGUUCAGAUACUCAGUAAAUGAUUCCAGUUGGUUUCCACUCUGCCUCCCGAAUCCAUCCCCUCACUUUGUGUGCGGUCAAGUUAUUGGCCCAGUUGCUAAAAAAUGUUUGCCGAUCCAAAUACACUCUUUUGCCUUCUUUCAGAGAUUGAAAUGAUCAGAUGGAUAUCAAUACCAUCUGUCUAAGUACAGAGCAGGAGUCAGGGCGUGGCUAAACUAGCUUAGCAUGACUGGAAGCGGAGCGAAACAGCUAGCUUGGUCUGGAGCUCAAUACUUGGCUAUCCUUACCUCUCUAAAGAUCACAGAUAAACAUGCUCUGUCCCAUUUCUUUUCUUCUGACACAAACAGAAAUGUAUGAACCCUGAAGUCUUAUUUCACGGGGCAUUAUGUGCUGCCCCAGGCUAGCUGUUUCCAGUCCUUAAGGUAAGCUAGGCUAACCAGGUCUGGACUCCAGCUCUGUGCUUUAAACAGGCAUGAGAACCUUUCAUCUAAGUCUCAGAAAGAAAGACAAGUGUAUUUCCCAAAAUAUUAAACAUUCAUUCCAAUUUUCUCACAAAUCAUCAUUGUGAGACGUUUUUUUGGAGUUCGACUUAAUGUGGAUAAUAGAGUUUUGUUGCAAAACAUCCCAAAAAGUUAGGUUAAUACUGCCGUAUCUUCUUCUCUUCAGUCACUCUGUAAAUGUUCUGAGCUGCAUCUGUUCAGAUUGUAUUGUAUGCUGAUGAUGCUGUGUUGUUGGACAGGGAUGGAUGGAUUGAACAUUACCUUCGCUAAGUCUCAACACCUACUACAUAUAGGCCACUUUCUCACAUCAUGCAGUAAACAGGGCAGCUACUGAACUCUACACUCCUACUUUAUCAGGAUGGCUUGCUGUGCAUGUGGACUCCAAGCCAUCAGGAGCUCAAUCUCAGGGACCUGCUCUCCACUUUUAUGAGUGAAAAGAUACUGGCAUAUAGAAACAACACUGUCAGUAUCUGGAAGUGAAAUACAGAUGAUGAUGAGACUAAUGAAGUUUAUUUUUAGGUCUGUGUAUUUGUUUUAUUCAUGUUGGCAAUUUAAAAGCUGUGAUAAAGAUCAGUUCACCCAAACUACACAAAGAAAUCCCACUUAGCUCGAUGGUAUCCACUCUCGAGAUCUGACAAUACAUCUCUAUAGGGACAAAUAACCAAUACGUCUGGGGAUUUACGAGGCAUUGUGGGCUGCCCCAAGCUAGCUGUUUCCAGUUGUUAUGCUAAGCUAGGCUAACCAGGUCUGGACUCCAGCUCUCUGUUUCCCAAAAUGGUAAACUGUUCCUUAAAAUGGUUUGUUCUUCUUCUCCACUAGGAGGCAAUAGGAGGUUCAAGGAGUCUUUAACGGAACUUUCAGAAACUGUGAAACUAUGAUAUCUACGUCUUCAUUCAUUGGAUUGUGAUGGAGGCAAAGAUAUCUCAAAACCUGGAACAAUAAAAUGCACUCUCUGCAUGGAGAGAUACCACUGGUGACAGACGAGAUGUCUUUGUCAUUUUGGGAAACCACAGUUGAAAAAAGUCCAGAUUCAAACAUGGCCUUUAUACUCACACAGAAGGGUGGGAAGGGUUUAAGUUCUCUGUUUUAUGAAAUGACUGAUAAUACUUUUGAAAAGUUAACUGGCAGAUGUUGGUCAUGUGGAUUUGUAUUGUGUACCCUUCAUUCUUUAUGGGCUUUGAAACACAAUCCAGAUCAUUUUUCCUUUGACCCCAUGUUAACGAAGUACUCUUUGCUUCAGAUUUAGGUUCAUUACAGGAUGAUUUAUUACAAAAUUGUCUUUGUUUUCCUGUAUUGUAAACUUGACAUGUGUUGGUGUUUUUGUAUAAUAAAAAAUUACUUUUUUUGAAUCA